GCAAGGUUCUUCGAACCAGGUUGGCUAUGUGACUCCCCAAAUGUCAGUUCUACCUUACAGGUGCUUUAGUUUUUGCUGAAUGCUUUGUGGAACAUGGAAUAAGACAGUGAUGGCAUGAUCAUUUGCUUCUAGAUCGACAAUGAAGCGCUAUGUUUACAUCAAUGAUGAUGAUUUAUCACAAAAUAUUUACUGUGACAACUGCAUAUCAAAUAGAAAAUAUACUUUGCUUAAUUUUCUUCCCAAAAAUCUAUGGGAACAGUUCAGACGUUUCAUGAACCAAUACUUUUUGCUGAUAGCAUGCCUUCAACUGUGGCCCCUUAUCACUCCAGUAAAUCCUGCAACCACAUGGGGCCCACUCAUCCUUAUUUUUGCGGUUUCGGCAGCAAAAGAGGCCUGGGACGACUAUAAUAGAUAUCUCUUAGACAAGCAAGCAAAUGAGAAAGAAGUGUGGGUUGUAAAGCAAGGAGUCAAAAAACUUGUUCAAGCUCAGGACAUUAAUGUUGGUAACAUAGUUUGGCUCCGUGAGAAUGAUGAAGUUCCUUGUGAUCUUGUCUUACUUGGUACUUCUGAUCUACAAGGCGUCUGCUAUGUGGAGACUGCCACGCUUGAUGGUGAAACUGAUUUGAAGACGAGGGUUAUCCCCUCUGCUUGUGCGGGGAUAGCUUCUGAAUUGUUGGACAAAAUCAAGGGCGUCAUUGAAUGUCCAAACCCAGAUAAAGAUAUUAGGAGAUUUGAUGCAAAUUUGAGAUUGUUUCCUCCAUUUAUUGAUAAUGAUUUGUGCCCUUUAACCAUCAACAACACAUUGCUUCAGUCAUGUUACUUGCGAAAUACUGGAUGGGCAUGUGGGGUUGCUGUAUAUACAGGCAAUGAGACCAAACUGGGCAUGAGUAGAGGUGUACCUGAACCAAAACUUACAGCAGUUGAUGCAAUGAUUGAUAGAUUGACAGGGGCAAUAUUUAUAUUUCAAAUAGUGGUCGUUAUUGUUCUUGGCACAGCUGGUAAUGUGUGGAAGGAGACGGAAGCACACAAGCAAUGGUAUGUUUUAUAUCCAAAUAAAGGUCCAUGGUAUGAGCUACUGGUCAUCCCUCUGCGGUUUGAGCUUCUGUGUUCCAUUAUGAUCCCUAUAUCUCUCAAGGUAUCUCUAGACCUUGUUAAGAGUUUGUACGCGAAAUUUAUUGAUUGGGACCAGGAGAUGUAUGACCACAAAACUAGCACUCCAUCCCAUGCAACAAACACAUCAAUAAGUGAGGAUCUGGGACAAGUUGAGUACAUCUUAACUGAUAAAACCGGGACUCUUACUGAGAAUAGAAUGAUAUUUAGAAGAUGCUUUAUUAAUGGUAUCUUCUAUGGAAAUGAAAGCGGUGAUGCCUUGAAAGACCCAUUGCUGCUCAAUGCUGUUGCUGGUAACUCUCCUGAUGUUAUUCAUUUCCUCAUGGUUAUGGCAAUAUGCAAUACCGUGAUACCUACAAAAAGCAAAAAUGGAGUUAUUAUCUAUAAAGCACAAUCCCAGGAUGAGGAUGCUCUUGUUCAUGCUGCCGCUCAUUUGCAUAUGACUCUCAUCAAUAAGAGUGGGAAUAUUCUUGAAGUCAAUUUAAAUGGCUCGGUCAUUUCAUAUGAAAUAUUAGAUACUCUGGAGUUCACUUAUGAUCGGAAAAGAAUGUCAGUGGUGGUAAAAUAUCGCCACAGUGGGAAGAUUAUCCUAUUGUCAAAAGGAGCGGAUGAGGCAAUUCUUCCUUAUGCGUCUUCAGGGCAACAAAUAAAGGCAUUUGUUGAAGCUGUGGAGCAGUAUUCUCAAUUAGGACUGUUUGAUGAAUAUCAAGAAUGGUCUUUGAUGUUUAAGGAGGCAAAAACUGCUGUGGUUGAUAGGGAGUGGAGACUGGCUGAGGUAUGCCAAAGGUUAGAGUGCGACCUUGAAAUCCUCGGGAUUACUGCAAUUGAGGACCGUUUACAGGACGGAGUUCCAGAGACGAUUGAGACACUUAGGAAGGCAGGAAUCAACUUUUGGAUGCUGACGGGAGAUAAGCAGAACACAGCCAUCCAAGUCGCAUUUUCGUGCAAUUUAAUUUCCCCAGAACCAAAAGGCAAACUUCUGUCAAUUAGUGGGAAAACUGAAGAUGAAGUUUCUGGAAGCUUAGAGAGAGUGUUACUUACGAUGAGGAUAACUACUUCAGAUCCUAAGGAUGUGGCAUUUGUUGUUGAUGGCUGGGCACUUGAAAUUGUACUCAAGCAUUAUCGUGAAGCAUUUACUGAAUUAACAAUAUUGUCGAGGACAGCUAUCUGUUGCCGUGUGACACCAUCACAAAAAGCCCAGCUUGUGGAACUGUUGAAGUCGAUUGACUACAGAACAUUGGCUAUUGGUGAUGGGGGAAAUGAUGUGAGGAUGAUACAACAGGCUAAUGUAGGGGUGGGAAUUAGAGGGAGAGAAGGCUUGCAGGCAGCAAGGGCAGCUGAUUAUAGCAUUGGCAAGUUCAGGUUUCUUAAAAGAUUGAUACUUGUCCAUGGUCGUUACUCAUACAACAGGACAGCAUUUCUGUCCCAAUUUUCCUUCUACAAAUCUCUAGAGAUAUGUUUUAUCCAGAUCUAUUUCUCUUUCAUUUCAGGUGUCUCUGGAACCAGCCUUUUCAAUUCUGUCAGUCUGAUGGCAUAUAAUGUUUUCUACACUAGCAUCCCAGUUUUAGUCAGUGUCCUUGACAAAGAUCUUAGUGAAAGAACAGUGAUGCAACACCCACAAAUCUUCUUUUAUUGCCAAGCAGGAAGGCUUUUGAAUCCGAGCACCUUUGCUGGGUGGUUUGGGAGGUCUCUUUUUCAUGCACUUGUCGUGUUUUCAGUUUCCAUACAUGCUUAUGCCUAUGAGAAAAGUGAGAUGGAAGAGCUGUCAAUGGUUGCACUCUCUGGUUGUAUCUGGCUACAGGCUUUUGUUAUGACACUGGAGACCAAUUCCUUCACAGUCCUGCAGCAUCUUGCAAUUUGGGGGAAUUUGGCUGCCUUUUAUGUUGUUAACUUGAUUGUCAGCGCCCUGCCAUCAUCAGGGAUGUACACGAUCAUGUUCCGACUAUGCAGACAACCAUCUUAUUGGAUAACUAUGUUUUUGACUGUGGCAGUAGGGAUGGGCCCUUUGCUAGCUCUAAAAUACUUCCGAUAUACCUACAGACCAAGUGCAAUCAAUAUACUUCAGCUGGCAGAACAUAUGGGAGGGCCCAUUUUGUCUCUGGGAAAUAUGGACCCCCAGCCUAGGUCUCUGGACGAAGAUGUUGCACCUUUGCCUAUCAAUCAACCCAAAAAUUGCAGCCCUCUUUAUGAACCUUUACUUUCUGAUUCACCAACUGCUACCAGAAGAUCAACUCCAUUUGAGUUCUUCCUGCCAUCAUCCAGAUUGUCAUCUUCAGCCUAUACAAGAAAUUCUAAGAAUAAUUUUAUGAAAGUUGUUAAACAGCUACAGCAAAAUCAUGUAUAGUACCAAUACCUUUGGUUGCCCAAUGGUCAGAAUCUUCAGAUGACAAUCAAGGAUCAUAAGCUUGGUAAUCAAAGAUCAAGUAAAUGUACUGCAAAGGCCUACGACAUAAUCAUGUAUAUAUUUUUGAGUUAUAAAAGCCUUCUCAGUUUUUCAGCAGAAA
Macadamia integrifolia is the source of this 3614-nucleotide messenger RNA. Its product is annotated as phospholipid-transporting ATPase 2-like. Lineage: Eukaryota; Viridiplantae; Streptophyta; Magnoliopsida; Proteales; Proteaceae. Gene Ontology annotation, molecular function: ATP hydrolysis activity; magnesium ion binding; ATPase-coupled intramembrane lipid carrier activity. The record is from RefSeq and is a predicted model, not a curated record. Gene Ontology annotation, biological process: phospholipid translocation. Gene Ontology annotation, cellular component: plasma membrane.